Molecule: messenger RNA, 4171 nt
Organism: Diceros bicornis minor
Lineage: Eukaryota; Metazoa; Chordata; Mammalia; Perissodactyla; Rhinocerotidae
Gene: LRRTM3
Product: leucine rich repeat transmembrane neuronal 3
Exons: 2
Coding region: 500-2041 (513 amino acids)
Molecular function (GO): protein binding
Source: RefSeq, a predicted model, not a curated record
GUGCGCGAUACAGGGCUCUCCUGCCUUCUGGGCUCCAACACAGCUCUGUGGCUGAACUGGGUGCUCACCAUCAGAAAUGCUGGGCUAUGGAAUACAGAUGUGGCAGCUCAGGUAGCCCCACGUUGCCUGGAGGAAUACAUCAUGCUUUCCGAUAAGAAGAAAUUGUAGGAGGCAGUUUUUUUUUUUUCCUAACGCCCCCCCCCCAAAAAAAAUACUGUAAAGAUGCAAAAACGUAAUAUCCAUGAAGAUCCUAUUACCUAGGAAGAUUUUGAUGUUUUGCUGCGAAUGCGGUGUUGGGAUUUAUUUGUUCUUGGAGUGUUCUGCGUGGCUGGCAAAGAAUAAUGUUCCAAAAUCGGUCCAUCUCCCAAGGGGUCCAAUUUUUCUUCCUGGGUGUCAGCGAGCCCUGACUCACUACAGUGCAGCUGACAGGGGCUGUCAUGCAAGUGGCCCCCUAAGCCAAAGCAAAAGACGUAAGGACGACCUUUGAACAAUACAAAGGAUGGGUUUCAAUGUAAUUAGGCUACUGAGCGGAUCAGCUGUAGCACUGGUUAUAGCCCCUACUGUCUUACUGACAAUGCUUUCUUCUGCCGAACGAGGAUGCCCUAAGGGCUGUAGGUGUGAAGGCAAAAUGGUAUAUUGUGAAUCUCAGAAAUUACAGGAGAUACCGUCAAGUAUAUCUGCUGGUUGCUUAGGUUUGUCCCUUCGCUAUAACAGCCUUCAAAAACUUAAGUAUAAUCAAUUUAAAGGGCUCAACCAGCUUACCUGGCUGUACCUUGACCAUAACCAUAUCAGCAAUAUUGAUGAGAAUGCUUUUAAUGGAAUACGCAGACUCAAAGAGUUGAUUCUGAGUUCCAACAGAAUCUCCUAUUUUCUCAACAAUACCUUCAGACCUGUGACAAAUUUACGGAACUUGGAUCUGUCCUAUAAUCAGCUGCAUUCUCUGGGAUCUGAACAGUUUCGGGGCUUGCGGAAGCUGCUGAGUUUACAUCUGCGGUCUAACUCCCUGAGAACAAUCCCUGUGCGAAUAUUCCAAGACUGCCGCAACCUGGAACUUUUGGACCUGGGAUAUAACCGAAUCCGAAGUUUAGCCAGGAAUGUCUUUGCUGGCAUGAUCAGACUCAAAGAACUUCACCUGGAGCACAAUCAAUUUUCUAAGCUCAACUUGGCCCUUUUUCCAAGGUUGGUGAGCCUUCAGAACCUUUACUUGCAGUGGAAUAAAAUCAGUGUCAUAGGACAGACCAUGUCCUGGACCUGGAGCUCAUUACAAAGGCUUGAUUUAUCAGGAAAUGAGAUCGAAGCUUUUAGUGGACCUAGUGUUUUCCAGUGCGUCCCGAAUCUGCAGCGCCUCAACCUGGAUUCCAACAAGCUCACAUUUAUUGGUCAAGAGAUUUUGGAUUCUUGGAUAUCCCUCAAUGACAUCAGUCUUGCAGGGAAUAUAUGGGAAUGCAGCAGAAAUAUUUGUUCCCUGGUAAACUGGCUGAAAAGUUUUAAAGGUCUGAGGGAGAAUACAAUUAUCUGUGCCAGUCCCAAAGAGCUGCAAGGAGUAAAUGUGAUCGACGCAGUGAAGAACUACAGCAUCUGUGGCAAAAGUACCACGGAGAGGUUUGAUCUGGCCAGGGCUCUCCCAAAGCCGACCUUUAAGCCCAAGCUCCCCAGGCCGAAGCAUGAGAGCAAGCCCCCUCUGCCCCCCACGGUGGGAGCCACGGAGCCCAGCCCAGAGACCGAUGCUGACACCGAGCACAUCUCUUUCCAUAAAAUCAUUGCAGGGAGCGUGGCCCUUUUCCUGUCCGUGCUCGUCAUCCUGCUCGUUAUCUACGUGUCAUGGAAGCGGUACCCUGCGAGCAUGAAGCAGCUGCAGCAGCGCUCCCUCAUGCGAAGGCACAGGAAAAAGAAAAGACAGUCCCUAAAGCAAAUGACUCCCAGCACCCAGGAAUUUUAUGUAGAUUAUAAACCCACCAACACGGAGACCAGUGAGAUGCUGCUGAAUGGGACGGGACCCUGCACCUAUAACAAAUCAGGCUCCAGGGAGUGUGAGGUAUGAACCAUUGUGAUAAAAGCGCUCUUAAAAGCUGGCAAAUAAGUGGUGCUUUAUUGAACUCUGGUGACUAUAAAGGGAACGUGGUGUCCUCCUCCCCUUCCCUCUCCCUCUCACAUUGCUGGCAAGGUCCUUCCCUGUCCGUUUUAGUACAUUCAUAAUACUGGUCAUUUUCCUCUCAUACAUAAUCAACCCAUUGAAAUUUAAAUACCACAAUCAAUGUGAAGCUUGAACUCUGGUUUAAUACAAUGCCUAUUGUAUAAGACCUUUUAUUGAUUCCAUUAAUGUCACACUUGUUUUAAGAUAAAACUUCUUUCACAAGUAAUCCCCCACAUCUGCUGUUAUUCUUCUGGUAGGACCAAAUCUACAGUUCUAGAAGGUUUGCAGUUUAUUGGGAAAUCAAGGAAGAGUGAAUGAUCCCAGGUACUUGGAGCUUGAACUGAUUCUAGGAGGUGACAUGAUUAAGGAACAUUUAGAGAGAGAGCCUUAAAACAAUGCCUGGCUUAAAAAGAAAAUUGCAGGAAACUACAAAAGAUGGUGCUCUGUUAAAGCAGCACCAGGAGCAGUUUCCAGAGGUAUUUGCAUUGUAAUAAGGCAAGCCUAGGGAAAAGUGCUGAAGGGUUAAAAUGCUGCAAGUAGACAACUGGAAAACAUGAGGAGAUGGUAAAAAUACAAAGUUUUAGACUUGAAGCCUUGUCUUUGAAACCCAUCCCUGUAAAAUCAGACUAGAGGUUUCACUGUCAAUUUCUUCUAGCCUCUAUGUUCCCUAAAUAAAGAAAUAAAUAAAGCAGGCAAGAGGCAAAUUUGAGGAGGUAGAUUUCCUCACUGCUCCUCACCUUAGGGAGUUUUCAGAGAGGAGGCUUGCAAACGGGAAGGCAGCUUGAUAAAUGCAUGUGAUUGGGAUCUUACUCGAAUUCCUCUUUCCAGCUCUUUCAAGGACCCUCACGUAGUGAGUGGAAUCAUUAGCUCUGUCUGUUCUUCUGUUUGGGAUUUGUCAGGCUGUCCUGUUGUGUUCCAUUAUAUGCCCCGUAUACACAUCCUCUGGUGAGUGACACUUCAAUCAGGUGUAUAGAGAACACAUUCCAAGACACGCUUUCCACCAACAGCCUCAUUGAAAAGGAUGAUUUUGAUAACACCUUAAUAAAUGUAUAAAAUAAAUCUUAGAGGAAAAAAGACCAAUCCUAUGGCAGUUGUCUUUUGCUUUUCUAUUGCUGAUGUUACAGUGUCCAUACAUUCAUUUGUAUUGUGAACUCAUCCAUCAGUAUGAUUCUGUACAGACCCUGUUGGCAAUCUGCAAGCUGCAUGCAUGUUUUUAUGUCAUUGGUGAAAGUUUAUUGACUGCAGCACAGAUAUCAUAGCUUCUGUAUUUAAGUAACUUUGACCACAGUUCAUUAAGAUUUUAGAAAAAUGUCUUAAGCCUGUAUCCUUUUUCAUCUUCCAAAAUGAACAGUUCUAUUAUAGGAGCAAAAAUCAGGAAUUGCAACAUUGAGUCUGUUUCAUUUAAUUUGGCUUGCCAAGCCCCACAUCUUUAACCAUGUCCCUGUUCCUUCAAAACAGAAUCGCUGCAGCAAAAAAGAAAAAGUGAAUGGCUAUUUUUACCAGCAUUUUUAUAUAGUUUGGAAGCUUUUCAUAUGCUGAGAGGAAAAAUCUAGGCAAGUCACCAUGAAAUAUAAUUGCAAGGAAGCCAGAUUAUAAAAAUCAUACUUUUAUAAGCAAUAAAGAAAAAGGAACACUUAAAGUGGGUUUCUCAAGGUGCUUUGAUUUUGAUUAAAUCUUAAAAUAAAUGCCAGUUUAGAAAAGCAUCAUAGCUACAAUAUAUUUACCCUUGAACAAUUGUUGAAUAUACAUUUAUUAAUGGCAAAUAUUCAUAGAUUCCCAAUUGAUUAAUAAUGCAGAUACUUCCUUACAGUACUAUGAACUGGAUGACUGAGCCUACUGUGAUGUUUUUCACUGAAGUUGUAAUUUCACAUUUUUCAUAAAAUGUCAGUAAAUAUAUAUUCCAUCUAAAAAAGAAAUUUUCUUUGGUCAGCCUCAUUUUUAUCUGUACUAAAGAUGAUUGUAUUAAUUAAAUACAGUGUUAAAGUGAAAAAGCCCAUUUCUAUUCUUUGACUUGACAUUUUGCCUCAUUUGUCAUGG